AUGGCAUCCAUGUCUAUGGCUACUGUGAUGCAACGUGUGUUUCCCUGUUUUGCUCCACGGACGAAGAGGGCUAUAGUCAUUGGCGCACCGACAGAUGUACGACAUUUAGACAUCUCAGAAUGCAUACCCGGUCUCUCAGAGGCGCAAUGUGAACAAAUACGGAACAAGAGCAGGAGCAAUGCCACAAGCUUACUUGACUUCGGAACUGAAGUGCUGCCGUAUCCACCCAGUCUUGCUACUCGGGAUAUAUCGACGCGCGGGUCUGGAUCGGAAUAUGAGGACUCGUGGGGGAAAUCAAAAUCUUGCCUGUCGUUGAACGACUCGUUGGUGAAUGAUGCGGCAAAGAAGUCGCCGACUGAUGUCGCGAUACCGCCACGGGCGGCACGUAAGAAGAGUAGUAUGAUGGAGUUGGAGAUGGAGGAUAUGCUGGAGACUGAGACCCAGUCUCGGGGUGAUGUUCGUGAUCAGGAUGCGAUCAUGUACGAGACACUGCCCGGCCAACAAAAGACUCAGAAAUGA
Molecule: messenger RNA, 519 nt
Organism: Bipolaris oryzae ATCC 44560
Lineage: Eukaryota; Fungi; Ascomycota; Dothideomycetes; Pleosporales; Pleosporaceae
Exons: 2
Coding region: 1-519 (172 amino acids)
Source: RefSeq, a predicted model, not a curated record